Pectinophora gossypiella (pink bollworm) is the source of this 4403-nucleotide messenger RNA. It is a transcript of the gene SMC2, whose product is annotated as structural maintenance of chromosomes protein 2. Gene Ontology annotation, molecular function: protein binding; ATP binding; ATP hydrolysis activity. Gene Ontology annotation, biological process: chromosome organization. Gene Ontology annotation, cellular component: chromosome. Bases 112 to 3633 code for a protein of 1173 amino acids. The transcript has 22 exons. The record is from RefSeq and is a predicted model, not a curated record. NCBI's taxonomy places the organism in Eukaryota, Metazoa, Arthropoda, Insecta, Lepidoptera, Gelechiidae.
UGCAACGGUUCCCGCUUUCCGCUUUUUCGGAGUUAUACUGAAUUUACAUGUGUUUUGGCGAUAAAUACCCUGAUUUCUCAACAGAACGUUGAUUAAUGGUUUCUUAGCACCAUGUAUAUCAAGUCCAUUGUGCUGGACGGGUUUAAGUCUUACGGCAAUCGCGUCGAGAUUACAGGGUUUGAUCCUGAAUUCAACGCUAUAACCGGCCUGAACGGCACUGGGAAGUCGAAUAUAUUGGAUUCCAUAUGUUUUGUGUUGGGAAUUACAAACUUAUCUAACGUAAGAGCGGGAAGUCUUCAAGAGUUGAUCUACAAGCAUGGACAGGCUGGUAUUAUUAAAGCUACGGUCAGCAUCACAUUUGACAACAAAGACAAGAGGCAGGCUCCUAUUGGUUACGAGAACCAUGAUGAGAUUACUGUUACCCGACAGGUAGUAAUGGGCGGAAAGAACAAGUACAUGAUAAACGGUAUCAACGUGCAGAACAAGCGGGUCAGUGACCUGUUUUGCUCGGUGCAGCUCAACGUAAACAACCCUCACUUCCUCAUUAUGCAGGGAAGGAUCACUAAAGUGCUCAAUAUGAAGCCUCCAGAGAUUCUGUCAAUGGUAGAAGAGGCAGCAGGUACAAGAAUGUAUGAAGCCAAGAAGCAAGCAGCACAGAAGACUAUUGAGAAGAAAGAUGCUAAACUUCGAGAGCUUAAUGAUAUCAUCAAAGAAGACAUAGCACCUAAACUACAGAAGCUUCAGGAUGAGCGCUCACAGUUCCAGGAGUACCAGAAAGUUGUUAGAGAACUGGAGAAUCUUACCAGGCUUUAUGUAGCUUGGAAAUACGUAACAGCAGAAGAGGACGCGAAGAAAGCGGAAGGCAAGGUGACCGAGGUGCAGGACGACAUACAGAGCAAGCACGACCAGAUCAAGAACAACAAGAACGAGGCGUUGGACCUCGACAAACAGGUCGCUGAACUCAACCGGAAACUUGACGAGGAAAGCGGCAGUCUACUUAAAGAAAUGGAAGGCGAGCUCCAAUCUCUUGAGCAAUCGGAAGCAUCGCUGUCGUCGGCGCACAAGGCGGCUAAGGAGGCAGUCAGUGCGCAUGACAAGCGCGCGCGGCUCUUACAUCGCGCCCUCGUGGACGACGAGGCUGCGUUGAACGCCAAGAAGGGCGUGCUCGGAGAGGUAUCAUCAAUGUUUGAGUCCCUCCGCGCGGCGAGUGAGGCGAGUGCAGUAGCUCUAGCGGAGGCCCAGGAACGGUUCCUGGCUAUCAGCUCCGGCAAGGAAGACGCCAGUGAUUCACUACAGGAUCAACUUAUGGCUGCAAAACAAGAGGCGUCGGAGGCGUCGACGCGCAUCACACAGAGUAUGAUGGAGAAGCGCCACGCAGAAGACAGACUUAAGACGCUGGAAAGAGAGUUUAAAUCCAGCAGCGCUCAGUACCAGAAGGAUCAGGACAAUAUCGGGCGGCAGCAGGCGCAAGUGGAUAAGUUGAGGGAGGAACUCUCCCGCAUGAGUUUCAGCGAGCAACGCAACAGCCAACUGAAGGAGUCAGUGCGGACACUGCAACACGAGAUACGCCGCAAGCGGGACGCGCUAGACAACCUCUCUGUGAGGCUGCAGCGAUGCGACUUCCAAUACACACCGCCGCAGCCGAAUUUCGACAGUCGCAGAGUUUUUGGUACUGUAUGUCGACUGAUCGAUGUUACCGAUCCAGUAUUCUGUACGGCUUUGGAAACCGCAGCCGGUGGAAGGCUGUACAACGUGGUGGUAGACACUGAGGUGACCAGCAAGCUGCUGCUGCAGCGCGGGAACCUCCAGACUCGCACCACCAUCAUCCCGCUCAACAAGAUCAGCGGGCACGUCAUCGACGCCAACACAGUCAGGUUGGCUCAGGAGAUCGGCGGCGGUCCAGAGAACGUGCAGCUGGCGUUGGAUCUGAUCACGUUCGACCCCCGGCUGCGUCCAGCCAUGUCGUGGGUGUUCGGCAGCACGCUGGUGUGCCGCGACGCGGACACGGCCAAGCGCGUCACGUUCCACCCGCGCGUGAAGCGGCGCUGCGUGACCUUGGACGGAGACGUCUACGAUCCCUCGGGCACGCUGUCCGGAGGCGCCCGGGCUAAGGGCGGUUCAAUCCUAGUUCAGAUACAAGAGUUAAAGGGUCUGGAACAGGAGCUAGCUCAUGCCAACUCGCAGCUUGAGGAGCUCAGUCGGGAACUCAACGCUAUGCAGAGCGUUGCAGAACAGUUCAACACCAAACAACAGAGGUUGGAGAUGAUGAGCCACGAGCUGGAAGUGAUCAAGGCGCGCAUCGCCACCACCACGCAUGCGCAGAUGCACGCUGAGAUUGAGACCUUACGCGCACAGGUGACAGAACUAUCAGCAGCAGUAGAAAGAGACAAAGAGAAGCAGAAAGAGACGGCUGCGCGGGCGCGAGAACUCGAAGCUAAGGUUAAGGACAUCAAAGGCCAUAGAGAGAGAGAAUUCAAGAAAGCUGAGGAAGCUCUAAAAAAAGCGAAGAAAGAAGCUCAGCAACACAGCGACGCUUGGAAGCAACGAGAGCAGGAGUUCGAGACUCUGCGCUUAGAAGUGACGGAGCUUGAGCAGGCUGUGAGCAGCAGUCGCCAGCAGCUGGACGAGACGGCGGCCGCCGCCGGGGACCUGCACGACGGGCUCAGCCGCGCCGGCAGGGACCAUGCCGCUGCCACGGAAGCAGUGAAGGCAAUGCAAACGAGGAUAAAGAAGCAGAAAGCGGAGAUAGCGGCUCGAAGCACGGACAUAGCGUCUCUGCUGAAACGAAAGGAGCAGCUUGCAGUUAGCAACAAUAACAUAGAGCUCAACAUCAAGGAGCUGCACUUCAAGAUUCAGGAGCUACAGGCACAGAGCAAAGACUGCGAGAAGCGAAUAAGGUCGCUCGAAGCCGAGCACAGUUGGAUCGUCCAGGACAAGCAGUACUUCGGCGCGGCGGGCGGCAUGUACGAGUUCGAGGCGCGGCAGGCGGCGCACGCCGGGCCGCGCCUGCAGCAGCUGCAGCAGCGCCGGGACAAGCUGGCGCGGGGGCUCAACGCGCGGGCACACACGCUGCUGGGCAAGGAGGAGGAACAGUACCAAGACGUAAUGCGAAAGAAGAAGAUAGUCGAAGCGGACCGCGCGAAGCUGGUGCAAGUGAUGGCAGAACUGGACGAGAAGAAGAAGAAGACUUUAGUGACCGCGUGCGAACAAGUGAACCGCGAUUUCGGCUCUAUAUUCAGCACGCUGCUGCCGGGGGCGCAGGCGCGGUUGAAGCCGCCGGACGGACUCACCGUCCUCGACGGACUCGAGGUGAAAGUUGGCUUCAACAACACAUGGAAGGAGUCUCUAGGCGAGCUGUCGGGGGGACAACGUUCUCUAGUAGCACUGUCCCUUGUACUAGCCAUGCUGCUGUUCAAGCCCGCGCCCCUCUACAUCCUCGACGAGGUGGACGCCGCGCUCGACCUCAGCCACACGCAGAACAUCGGACAGAUGCUCAAAGAACAUUUCAGGCACUCACAGUUCAUAAUAGUCUCCCUGAAGGACGGGAUGUUCAACAACGCGAAUGUGUUGUUCCGGACCAAGUUCGUGGACGGCAUGUCGUCUGUACAACGCACCGUCAACCCACGCCGAUGAACUGCAAUACCUCUAUAAUUGAACGGCUAAGUCCAUGAAGUCUAACACACGUAUCUUGAGAUGUUAACUCCAACUUUCGUCGACUCCGUCCUUAGUUGAUGCGACCUCAAGGAAAACCUCAAACUCCACUCCACUCAGUAAAGUAGUCAAGUGAGUACAAAGGAGUGUUCAGCUGAGGCCAAGUUUAGUGGAGGAAAAGUCGAGUUGACCAUCUUGGAAUACGGGUAUAAAUGCAUAUAUGGAUUUUAUUGUCAACGCUCCAUCCCCCUAGCGUUAUCGCGCUUUACACGGGGAUCGGCGGUUUUCAAUAUCCUUAUAGUGAAAACUACGCCUUUUCAAAAAAUCACAUUUUACUUUAUCAUUAAUAUUUAUGUAAAUAUUUUAUUAAUCAUAAUUUUCUUCAACAAAACCUCGAUUUCUUUCAACCCGGGUAAAAUUGACCACAUUUUUUUACCUGUAUUUUUGGCUUUGACUUAGUUAUUUUUUCUAUAGCAAUUAGUUUUCCUUUUACUCUAGUGUUCGAAUAGUAAUGUGUGGGUAAUGGUAUCGUUUCUUUGGGACCAUGAGAAUCGGUAACCUUCGAUUCGAAUUACAGAAGAUCAUUUUAUUAUUGAAGCUGUCGAGCUAAAAUAAAAAUGUCUCUGGAAUGGACACCAUGUUGUCAAUAUAUUUUUGUUGCUCGGUAAUGAAUUUCGAGCAAACCCAAGUAACUAGCAAUUAAGUUAGCUUAAGUUGUACAAAGUGAAUAAAAUACAUUAUUUUAAUAGUAA